Messenger RNA from Echinops telfairi (small Madagascar hedgehog), 1103 nucleotides. RefSeq names its product peptide deformylase, mitochondrial (gene PDF). Gene Ontology annotation, cellular component: mitochondrion. Gene Ontology annotation, biological process: N-terminal protein amino acid modification; peptidyl-methionine modification. The record is from RefSeq and is a predicted model, not a curated record. Lineage: Eukaryota; Metazoa; Chordata; Mammalia; Afrosoricida; Tenrecidae. The transcript has 2 exons. Gene Ontology annotation, molecular function: peptide deformylase activity.
AUGAUGCUGCUGGGAGCGCUGGUCACGCGCCGUGGCUUGGGCCUGGCCCUGCUGCGGGGAGAGGGUGCGGGGAUCGGCACCGCUCGGGCCCACAGCUCCACACACGGCCCCGAGGGCCCGGCUUGCGCGCGCUCCUACUGGCGCUACCUGAGGCGUCUGGUACGGGGCCCGCCGGAGCCGCCUUACGCGCACGUGUGCCAAGUGGGGGACCCAGUGCUGCGCACCGUGGCCGCUCCAGUGGAGCCAGCGCAGUUGGCAGGGCCCGAACUGCAGCGGCUGGUGCAGCAGCUGGUGCAGGUGAUGCGGCGCAGGCACUGCGUGGGGCUGAGCGCGCCGCAGCUCGGGGUGCCGCUGUAGGUGCUGGCUUUGGAGCUCCCGGAGGCCCUCCUCCGGGACUACGCACCGAGCAUGCGCGAGUCCCGCCAGAUGGAACCCAUCCCCCUGCGCGUGUUCGUGAACCCCAGCCUGCGCGUGGUGGACAGCCGCCUCAUCACCUUCCCUGAGGGCUGCGAGAGCGUCUCCGGCUUCCUGGCCUGCGUUCCCCGCUUCCAGGCCGUGCAGAUCUCAGGACUGAACCCACAGGGAGAGCAGGUGGUGUGGCAGGCCAGUGGGUGGGCAGCCCGAAUCAUCCAGCAUGAGAUGGACCACCUGCAGGGCUGCCUGUUCACUGACAAAAUGGACAGCAGGACGCUGACAAACAUCCACUGGAUGGAAGUGAACGACUAAGGCCCUUCUGCUGCUGCUGAGGGUGCACAAAACCAGGACACUCACAGCUGUGAGCUGGGAACUGGCUUGGAGCCGACAGAAAACAAUGGACUGACUGCUAAGCCUGCCAAGUCGUUGGAGGAAGAGACGAGAAAUGUUUGCCUGAAAUCAGCGGUGGACACAGCAUUGCCUUCAUUUGGAGAAAACCGCCCGAGCAGUGGGCUUUUCCUGACAAUUCUGUGUGGGGAUAAGUGGAAGGAAGGAAGGAAGGAGGUGUCACUUCUUAGAACUAACUUGAGAGCCGUACAGUCUUUCCCAAAGCCGGCAGUUUAUAAUGUAGUCCCCAAUUAUCUGGUGGAGAUGCUUGUUUAAAAAUGCAGAUAAGGCUGUUGAUUGUA